GCGUCGCUCAUUAUCGCCGGCUCAGUUGAUGCUGGUCUUUGCAGAGGGGACUUCGCGUACUUCUUUUUCUUCAUCCUCCGCUCGGUUAAAAGCUCCGAUUCCCACCACCACGAAUUCCAGUCAGUCUCAGCUGAAAACCUUCGUCUGAUUGAGAUCCAGCUGGAGUGAAGGCCCGGCGCGGAAGAGACGAGUUGAGCGUGGUGCCGUGCGUGGAGCCUGCGUGCACUGGUGUUUGGCCGCGUCAAUUGCCUGCUGGAAGCACACGCAUAGAGCGAAGCGCGCGCGGCGUGAUGUCGGUCGUAUCGACUGCCACUCUGGCGCUGCCGUGCGGCGGCGCCGACGCAAUCCUGUGCAGCACCACCGGCGGCAGGGGGUUGGUCGAGGGCGAGGGGUGGUGGGACGGCGUGCGGUCGGCUGCCAGUGUGCUCGGGACCGCGCCGCAGGACACAACCCCACACAGAGCAGCCCCCCAGUACAGCCAGCAGCGCGCCAGGCGAGCCCUCAGCUCGGCCAUUCUGGGCCCGGCCCUGCACCCGAGGCCCCCGAAGCAGCAGCCCCCCGUCGUCAAGUCAAGCCCCACGCCGCCUGCGAACACUUUGGGGCCGCUUAGAUCUCCACCCCAACGUGAAAUGGAAGUGGUGCCAUAUGGAAAAAAUUUUCGCUUGGUUCCAGAAGACGAGCUGCCUGAACUCUUGGACUAUUUGUCUCAACAUUUGCCGCAAUCGCUGAAAUUUCAACAGACAUUGAAAACGUUUUUGACCGAUCGUGUCUGGGAUUUUCAUUUCUACGUGACUAAAGACUGGCCGCAGGACCCGGUGGUUCUUCAUUUCCCUGGAAUCACCCACCCGCCAAAUGGUUUGCUGUACGAGAGCUUCAGCGUUUUCUGUCCGAACGACCGGCUGGACGCGCUGCAGCUGCUGCAGACCGAAGAUAUGCUCAUUGACUGGACGCGGCCCUUGUACCUUAACUUCACCCCUAAGAUUAUCUUCGAGAAGCUGCAAGAGUUCUACACACACAUCGGGAGUAUUGAGACUGUUGAAGGAGAUGUCUACAUCAGCGUCCAGGACCCUCCACCCCUCCAGGAGACUGAGCUGCCUCCCGAGGUGGAGCUCCGGCAGCUGUGCAAGAAGGACGCAAAAGCCAUCCACGACCUGUAUCCCGCCCGAGACAUGGAGUGCCUGGAUGCGUUCGAGAAGUGCAUCGACACGCUGCCCGCAUACGGCAUCUUCGCUAAGGACGCCGCGGACGUCGAAGACGCGGAGAAAAGGCCGGCCGCUUGGAUGGUGCAGAGCUACUACGGUGCCAUGUUCUCCAUGCAGACUUUGCCCGAGUUCCGUCGCAAGGGCUACGGGAUCUUUCUAGCCAAGCGGCUGACCGCGGCCGUCAAGAAGCGCGGCUACGUGCCGUUCGUGGUCAUUCGACCUGAGAACGCGGCCUCGCAGAGCCUUUAUCUGAAACUAGGUUUCGAGAAGCUUUACCAGACGGUCAGGGCUGUGCUCCAACCUAGACCGAUUAGUGAGAUUCAGACCGAUGAGACACAAUCCAGCAGCAAGUGCUGCCACGCGGAUAGCGCUAACGAGAUCAACCACCAGGAGAACGGGAAAAUUGAUUGCCUCGAGAUUAAGAAUGGGGAGCUGGCCUAAUUUCCUUGAUCGAGGCCCUUUCCGAACCGAUAUUUGAUUUUUAUUUCGCAGCUCGCCGCGGUUAAUAUAUGCAACUUUUCUCGAGUUAACUUCAAUUCAAGAGAUGCUUUGACUUGUCGGCGGUAUUUCCGAGUGGAGGGGCUUCCUGUCUUUUAUCUAUUUUCAAAAAUCAAUUUUUGUGGAGUAAUAAUGUUUGAAAAUUAUUUAAAACUCACUUAUUAAAUAUUCAGAUUCAAAAGGGAACCGUUUUUAACUACUUGCUUUAAAAUUGAGCAAUGAGAAUCAGAGAGUGAAGCCAUGAUAUUAUUAUUUAAACAAUAUCGUUGAUCCCUGAAUGUGUUUGAAUUUCACGAAAUUUUAAAAAUAUUUCGAUAAAAACUUCUCAGUCAAGUAGCAGUCGAUAUUACUCCCUUUUUGAAAAGUAGCUGUACAUCUAUUUCUAAUUUUCCAUCUCAAAUCGGAAAAUUCGUCACAAUGUCAAGCGAGUUCAAAAAUUUAAUUUUGCGAAGGUCAAGUCCGUGCGAGCUUCAGCGGCCGCAUGUAACUGCAUUUCCAAUGAUUUGCUCAAUUUGCUGACAUUCCCACCUUGUAAUUAGUCUGUGCAAUCUCCCAUUAAACUCACCGCAAAGUCCUUAAUUGUUAUUGUGAUUUUUGAGCUUAGCAAGGCGGCGCGUAUAGGCAAACGUAGUGCAAACGGGGAACAGAGUGCUCAAGAGUAGCAAAAUCAAACAAGGCAAUCGGUGCAGUUAUAGUGUGCCGCCGCUGACUUGAUUCGCCGGCUCGACCUAAAACACUUUCUGUUGUGCAAAAAGAUUUUUCUCAACGCAAUAUUCAAACCACCAUUCAAAUUUUAGCCCUUGUAACCAGCAAGCAUACAUUCUAGCUGCUGCAUGCAUUACUAUAUCUUUGCACGUAGCUAGGCGCGAUGAAAAAUAGCUUUUAAAAAUGACGACGGAAAACAUCUUACUCACUCUCCACACGAGUAAACUAAAAGAAAAAAAACACACGUCUCUUACUAUAAAAGUAACUCUUAAGGGCUUGAUUACACAAAUCUUGUACGGAGCAAGAAUCAGAAAAAUGCGUAAUUGGUAAAAAAAAAAAUUAUUUAUAAGUGUCGCACUUAUUUUACAUUUUAUGCCUACGUGGCCAACCGACCGAGAAACAUUACAUGCGAAGGCGAGAAUACUGUUAUGUUGUAUUGCUGUUAAGUAAUUGUAAGGUAUUCGGAAGAAUUACACACAAAAAGCCUGAGGUUAAUCUCUUUUGCGCUAUCUAUCUGGAUCGUAUGACAAGUCUUGAUGUAACAUGUACGAUAGAGAUUUUUAGGUGAAGAGCAAAAAUACACUCAUAAUUACAUAUGAAUGUAAAACUAUUAAAUUUGUAAGGUGUAAGGAUUUUUGAAACUAAAAACGAUUAAAUGCGGCCACUCCCGUGAAGGCGGACGUGAGAUUUCAUUUGGGCGUGCAUAUGGGAGCCAUGCAUUACUUCAAGAUCCGUCCCUAGGGUGGAAAAGUUAAGGCAGCAGGUUUGUUUCUCGCUUGACCACCUGUGAUUCGAGUGUUAAACAAGUCACCUGUUGCCCUUUUGUGGAUGAGGGAAUUAAAAAAGCAGCGCGGCCCAGUUGUAAGUCGCACGGUGACCUUGGGAGUCGGCGGCCUAUCGAGAAUGAGGCAAAACGUUUUAUAUUCUAUUGAAACUUUAGAAAAGGGACUUUCCGCUGGCGGAUUUCGUUUAUAAGGAAAUGCGUUAGCCUUCUAAAACGAACUAGGUGUUUUUCGAAUCUGAAGACAAAGCAGUGAUUGUUGGAAAGAAACUGGACGCGCAGUUGUUUUUCCGUACUUUUCACAUGCGCACCUAAAGCAGUAGGCAGAUUCGGCGACAAUUUUUAUCAAGCGGUGAUGAAGACGAAUUAGCACAGGACGAGUUAUUUAUUUUUUCAAAGUGACGAGUAUAUAAUUUUUGACUUCAUUAGCUGAAAAGGAACACAUAAUAUUUUAAAUCUAUAGUUGUUAGCAAGGAAAAACCGCUUCAACUUACGCAUUACAAGUAGUGUCGAUAGUUUCUUACCGUAGGGUCAUUAUUAGCAAAAUUCUGUCUGAUUUUGUACGUUUCGUGAAACUAUGUUUUAGUAAGUUUCUACACAUAGUAAAACGUUUUAUGUUUUAAGCAAAUUUCCACUUCCAGAAUACGCACAGAUUGAUCAGUAUGAUUUAGCGAAGCGAUCAUAUUUGCCUGUCUCAUAAGCAGAAUAAUGCGUGAUCUUCGUCCCGUUUCUGUUGGCAAUUUUCGCGCCAGCUCUGUCUCAUCAGCAGAAAAAUGUGCGAAUAUCUUUUAGUAUUUUUCACGUUGCAUACCGGUGUAAGAAUUUAUUCUAAAAAAUCUUAGCAAAGUUGAAAUUCAUCUCUUGACCACACACCUUUUCAAAUAUCACGUGGGACUUGUACUAUAUUUACCCACUACUCAAUUUAUGAAUGUUUACUCUAUUUCGAAAUGGAAAAAGAGAAAGCUUUAAGCAGAUAAUUUCCCCCUGCACUUUGAUGUGUAAUCACCGAUCUUGCAGCUCUUUCGAGUCGUCUCCGAAUGAUGCUUCAGACUUUGUCAAAACGUUUGAUAUCCACACAUCAUUUAGCUAUAUAUUUAUGUUUGUAAAUGUUUGAUUUUGUUCACGCAACAUUCCACGCGCGAUUGACGUGACAUUAUGGAAACUGUUCUCGGGAGAAGUCUCUUCUUUUGUUUGAUUUUUCUUCACACUUCAGUCGGAAUGAUUUGUCGUUCGAGAUGUAGAAAGCAAAAAACACUUCAAACUGUUAACAUGCAAAAUGCGUCUUUCAACACUAUUCAUAUCGAUUAUUAGGAGAUUUCAAAAGUCUUGAUGCUUCCUCUGAAAUUUGAAAAGAAAAGAAACGACAAACACAAAAUUUAAAAACACACCACUGCCUUGUAAACGCAAAAGAAAAUAAAUUUUUGCCUUGAACUCCAAGAA
Molecule: messenger RNA, 4626 nt
Organism: Cloeon dipterum
Lineage: Eukaryota; Metazoa; Arthropoda; Insecta; Ephemeroptera; Baetidae
Exons: 6
Coding region: 291-1643 (450 amino acids)
Molecular function (GO): acyltransferase activity, transferring groups other than amino-acyl groups
Source: RefSeq, a predicted model, not a curated record